Molecule: messenger RNA, 378 nt
Organism: Beauveria bassiana ARSEF 2860
Lineage: Eukaryota; Fungi; Ascomycota; Sordariomycetes; Hypocreales; Cordycipitaceae
Exons: 1
Coding region: 1-378 (125 amino acids)
Source: RefSeq, a predicted model, not a curated record
AUGUCCUUAUUAAAGUCUGCUUCUCUGGUGACUCGUAUGCUCGGAAAUGGCCGCUGCGGAUACCACGCGGGCUUUAUUUGCAUGAUUAAUGGCGCGGGAAGGCCCGUCGUCGUUGUCUGCGUUGGCGGCGGCGGCGGCGGCGGCGGCGGCGGCGGCGGCGGCGGCGGCGAUGACGCAUCAACCGCGGUGCUUGUCGUGUGCCGUGGUGGUUGCAGGCCGACGUGGGCUCCGCGCGACCUCGGACAAUACUCUGGGGUUGCACAAGGUUACCUGCGACGACGAUGCAGACAUGGCCAAAGGAUUGCCGUUUCCAUUUCGUCACACAUAUCUCUAGGACAGCAUGAGGUGCGGUCGGUUUUCAUGUUACUCGUCCUCUGA